AUGCUCGGUUUUCGAGCGUCUCGUGCCUUCCACACUACGGUAAGGCGUGCAACAAGACGCACACCUACUUUGCCGCGUAUCUAUCGUUACUGGAUCGAUGUGCACGGUCAAUUGUUUUUAUAUGACACGGUGCCGAAGAACCUGACGUCCUGCUUCAAAUCCGUACCCUUUCUCAAUUUUUUCUUUGCCCGCAUCGAGCGCAAUCCUGCGCGGACGACACCAGGGGCACCUCCUGAGCUCAGUGCCGGACCACAUUGGACAGAAGAUGCAGCUCAGCUGCAGGCCCUUUGGGAGCAGGAGCACGGCUGGGAUCACCUUUGGACACGAUUGCAGUCGGAAGGCAUGUCAUGGUGGAGUAAAUGCCAGGGCGAAUGGAAUGUUAUACACGCCGUUGACACACCUAUCGUGUACCGACAUCUCUCACCCAACGAAGGCACACUGACUUGGGGCGGAGAUUUUCGAGUGCCGUUUCGUCCAGGUUCACUACGAGUACACCCUGACACAGGAUACCUAUAUCAUCCAUCACCUGAACCCAUUCUGCGCCGGCAACGGAACACGCUGCAGGGCGGAGGAGCCUUGCCAUGGGGGCGAUACAGCCUCGUGGCGUCACAUGUGGUGCUGCAGCAUCUAUCGGAAGGGCUCCACAUCGAUUUUGAAGCUGGGGUCGGUGGCCACCUUCAGUGGCGGGGUCAAAUGUACACGCUCGAUGCCUUGGCCCCCGACGCCGACCUAGCGUGA
This is a messenger RNA of Malassezia restricta, 738 nucleotides long. RefSeq lists its product as uncharacterized. The transcript has 2 exons. The coding region runs from base 1 to 738 and encodes 245 amino acids. Lineage: Eukaryota; Fungi; Basidiomycota; Malasseziomycetes; Malasseziales; Malasseziaceae. The record is from RefSeq and is a predicted model, not a curated record.